UCCAGUGUGUCCCAGAUGCCUGUGGCUGAGGGCAAGAGUGUCCAGCAGACUGUGGAACUCCUUACCCGGAAGUUGGAGCUACUUGGGGCAGAGAAGGAAGGAACAUUUUGUGUGGACUGCGAGACUUACCACACAGCUGCCUCUACCCUUGGUAGCCAAGGUCAGGCCAGGAAGCUGAUGUAUGUGAUGCACAACUCAGAAUACCCACUGAGCUGUUUCGCCCUCUUUGAGAGCGGCCCCUGCCUUAUUGCUGACACCAACUUCGAUGUCCUCAUGGUGAAGCUCAAGGGCUUCUUCCAGAGUGCCAAAGCCAGCAAGAUUGAGACCCGAGGCACCCGUUACCAGUACUGUGACUUCCUGGUGAAGGUGGGCACCGUCACAAUGGGGCCCAGUGCCCGGGGCAUCUCUGUGGAGGGAGUCCAGCCCAGGAUGCAAAGUGGAAAGCUGGGUUCUCAGUGGUGGAAAGUUUAGGAAGGCUGGCUUACUGGAGAAGAGAAGGGAUAGUCAAAGAAAAGUGGGGAGUUUGAUGUGUAGAGAACAGUUGAUUAUUCCAAGAGGGACUGAAGCAGACCCCAGACACCUCGAGCAACUUUUGGAAGGGGGGCU
Tupaia belangeri chinensis (Chinese tree shrew) is the source of this 606-nucleotide messenger RNA. RefSeq names its product mediator of RNA polymerase II transcription subunit 20. Bases 16 to 471 code for a protein of 151 amino acids. The record is from RefSeq and is a predicted model, not a curated record. Lineage: Eukaryota; Metazoa; Chordata; Mammalia; Scandentia; Tupaiidae. Gene Ontology annotation, biological process: regulation of transcription by RNA polymerase II. Gene Ontology annotation, cellular component: mediator complex. Gene Ontology annotation, molecular function: transcription coactivator activity. The transcript is spliced from 2 exons.